Messenger RNA from Alternaria atra, 936 nucleotides. RefSeq lists its product as uncharacterized. Gene Ontology annotation, biological process: S-adenosylmethionine biosynthetic process. The record is from RefSeq and is a predicted model, not a curated record. The transcript is spliced from 4 exons. Bases 1 to 936 code for a protein of 311 amino acids. Gene Ontology annotation, cellular component: methionine adenosyltransferase complex. Gene Ontology annotation, molecular function: methionine adenosyltransferase regulator activity. Lineage: Eukaryota; Fungi; Ascomycota; Dothideomycetes; Pleosporales; Pleosporaceae.
AUGGCGCAGAGAGCAUUGAUCACUGGAGCUAGUGGUCUGCUUGGCCGUCAAGUGCAGCGAGAGUUUCUUCUAGACGGUUGGAGGUCAAUCGGAACCGGUGUAAGUCGCAUCACUUCUCCGGAUGUGGUGAAGCUGGAUGUUUUGAAUCAGGAUGAGAUUGUGAGGGUGCUCGAUGAAAUCAAACCGGAAGUCGUCGUACACUGUGCUGCAAACCGCUUCCCAGACUCAUGUACCAAAGACCCAGAAGCAGCGAGAAGACUGAACGUAGACGCGAGUCGAGCCCUGGCUGAGGCUACCAUCUCUCGGGGAAUCCUUCUUAUCUAUAUUUCGACAGACUACGUUUUUGCUGGAAGACCUGGAGAAGCUCCUUACAAGACGAAUUCGUCGCCGAGCCCACCAAAUGCGUAUGGUCAAACUAAGCUGGAAGGCGAACAGGCUGUCCUUGAGGUUGCCCGCACUACGGGUACGAAGAACAAAGUCGUCGUUCUUCGAGUCCCAGUUCUCUACGGAUCUUGCGAUGAGCCAAAAGACAGUGCAGUUAAUGUGCUGAUGUCGCAAUUGUGGAACGCUCAACAGAUAGAACAAGGCCAGCCCAAAAUCGGGGUAGACGACUAUGCGCUUCGAUAUCCUACAAACACACAGGAUGUUGGCCGAGUGUGUCGUGAUAUAGCAAAGCUGUAUCUCGAUCCAGCAACCGCGGACCGUGAACUACCAAGUGUUCUCCAAUUCAGCUCUGAGGACCGGAUGACCAAAUGGCAAAUCUGCCAGACGUUUGCCGACAUCAUGGGGUUGCCACUUGACAAUAUGGAACCCUUCAAACCUGACGAAGAACCAAAAGACGGCACCAUCAGGCCUUACGAUUGCCAUCUGGAUACUAGCGCACUCCGAGAUCUGGGUAUUGAUGUAUCAACUGUUGACUUCCGCACAUGGUGGUGA